AUGUCGAGCCUAUUUCCUAGCCGGACAGUGCUCGCGGCGCGAGGUGUCUUUACGAGCAGCGGCGCGGGCAGCGCGCGGGCGAGGCUAGCCGUCGCGACGGCGCCGGGCGUGCAGGGACAACAGGGAACCGCGUCGGGGCAGCUACGGACCCCCGUGGGUCAACGGCAGUUUUCGGCGACGACGGGGCUGCGGUCGAAGCUUGGCAGGACGCCCAUCACGGUGCCGCCGGGUGUGGAUGUCAAGGUUGGGGAGCCGUGGGUUAAGAAGGAUCUGACGACGUAUUUGAAGACUGUGAAGAAGACGGUAACGAUUGAGGGACCUUUGGGCAAGAUUGAGUACGAUGUGCCAGACUUUGUCAAAAUCGAAAUCGAUCCGAUAGAGCGGAAAGCGAUGCUCAGCGUAGAGGAUACGACCAUCAAGCAGCAGCGCGAGAUGUGGGGCACGACAUGGGCAUACAUCAACCGUCACAUUGCAGGCGUAUCCGAAGGGCACACGGCGGUGCUCCGUCUCGUGGGUAUCGGCUACCGAGCGGCUGUCGAAGAUCGACCCAAGGAAGCCAAAUAUCCGGGCCAGAAGACGCUGACGAUGAAGCUCGGCUACACGCACCCGGUGGAGCUGGGCGUGCCCAAGGGCGUGACGGCGUCGACGCCGAAUCCUACGAGAAUCCUCCUGGAGGGCAUCAACCGCGAGGAGGUCAUGUCGUUUGCGGGCAAGAUCCGGGAGUGGAGGAAGCCGGAACCAUACAAGGGCAAGGGCGUGUUUAUCAACGACGAGACGAUCAAGUUGAAGCAGAAGAAGAUCAAAUAA
This is a messenger RNA of Parascedosporium putredinis, 807 nucleotides long. NCBI's taxonomy places the organism in Eukaryota, Fungi, Ascomycota, Sordariomycetes, Microascales, Microascaceae. The record is from the annotation of a GenBank genome assembly.